AGAAAUAUAUAGCACCUUCGACUGGGCCUCUAAGUUUUUCAUGUUCUGUGCUCUUCUUAACAGCCUACUUCUGCUGCUGAGAUGUACGGUUGUUGCGCUCCUCUUGGUCUCUCUCCGCUCUCUGCUCCAUCUCUUGCCUUACCGCUGCGGUGGCUCUCUCACAUCCACAGUAUAAGGAUAAGGAUACGAGUGUACCAAACGCAUCGUUCUUCAACUUGGAGGAAGAAUACCGAGCGUUUCUUCCGUAGGCUGUUCUGCGGCUAUGCAGAGCCUCAAAACGUAGAUAUCGUAUCUACCAUCGUGGUGCCGGACCAGGCGAUGAUGUCGCAGAGAAACGAUGUCAAUUCGGGGUAUGCAGCCAGCGCUUAUUCUGGGGACAUCUCUGCUAUGACCACCGUCAUGGAGGAAACCAUUAUGCCACAGACUGUAGAAGAGCGAUACACAGGGCCAAAACAGAUUACGAACGACUUCGAUACACUGAGUGACAUCAGAAUGCCUCAGAUUGUGAUCACUCCCGAUUUGCCCACUCGAGAGAGGUCUUCGGUGGACGUGAUGCGCUUCUCGUUGCCGCUGGAGGAAUAUAUCAUACCGCUUUCUCCUCCGCCUAGGCGUAGACGCCGGUGGCUUGCAUCGGCGUCAGGUUCGCAAGCAGCGACCGAUAUUCAAGCUGUGUCAAGCGGGAGAAGUUCAAGUUGAGCCGGGGGCUCGACACCUACCACGGGACAAACUCAAAAUCAAGAGGGCGCGUUCUGAUUCGUUAUCUAUACAGGUCCAAACUUCUCAUACGCUAUACUUAUUCCCUAAUUCAUUACACCGGUUGGCGCCGGAUGUUCUAUUAUUUUAUCUAGUAUACGUCUCUAA
Molecule: messenger RNA, 861 nt
Organism: Guyanagaster necrorhizus
Lineage: Eukaryota; Fungi; Basidiomycota; Agaricomycetes; Agaricales; Physalacriaceae
Exons: 3
Coding region: 82-696 (204 amino acids)
Source: RefSeq, a predicted model, not a curated record